This is a messenger RNA of Peromyscus leucopus (white-footed mouse), 950 nucleotides long. RefSeq names its product steroid receptor associated and regulated protein (gene Srarp). Lineage: Eukaryota; Metazoa; Chordata; Mammalia; Rodentia; Cricetidae. Gene Ontology annotation, molecular function: nuclear estrogen receptor binding. Gene Ontology annotation, biological process: positive regulation of intracellular estrogen receptor signaling pathway. The record is from RefSeq and is a predicted model, not a curated record. Gene Ontology annotation, cellular component: nucleus; cytoplasm.
AUGUCCCGAACUCUACCACAGGGGGAGGUGCAUCACGGCCGCGAGAAGGCCGGGGGCAGCGCUUCACAGCAGACAAAGGGCGCCGCCAUGUUAGAGCCGGGCGGAACCGACCUCGCUGGCUUCCCGGCAGUAACUUCCGUCGCUUGCCCAGCGCGGCUCAACGUGCGCGACCGCCAACAGGCGCAUGCGCCUAGCCAAAAGUUUGUAGCCGGCCCUGCCCCCACAAAGACUGUCCCCACAGCUCACAUCACUUGUGUUAUUGACCGUGCCACUGGAAAACAAGUCUCCCUGGCAGCACCCCCAGUGACACCCCAAGUAUCAAGACCCAGCCAGGGACAUGUCACUCCGCCCAUGAAGACGUUUGUUGUGGUCUGUGGAAAAACCACAAUGCAUGGGACUCAGGACUUUUCGCUCAGUUGUAGACCUCUUGCCGGGGCCAAGGAUGCCUUGCCACCUAGAGGACUUGUGGUUCCAGCUUUCCUCCCCGCUAGCCCACCUUGUCCUCAGGAUGAUCCUAAAGCUGAGAGGAGACCCUUGAAGGCUGGAGCUACUGAAAAGCAUUCAACUUGGGAGACAGUUGGGUGCUCUGUCCGGGCUCUCUCUUCCUGUAUCCGUGGGCAGGUUGAGUAGCUUGGUAGGAUCUGUUCAGGGAGAGCCUGAAUGCAGGAGUCUUUGACGUCGGAAGCCAGGAAGGCAUCCUGGAUGCACUGAAGGACAGAAGAGCCAGUCACGUCUCUGUCCUCCUCCCCACCCUCUCUCUGUCAGGCUCUCAGCAGAGGCCAGGCAUGGUACCAACCAAGCAUCUUCUACCUGUCCUUACAGGGUGCUGCUGCUGCUGACAUCAUGGUUUUCCUGAAGCUUGGGAAGGGAAUUCAAAGUAAUUGUUUUGAGGCCAGCCUCGAUGAAUGGAAACCCUUUCUCCAAAAAGGAUGAAGGUCGGUUAGAGAGAU